Molecule: messenger RNA, 1395 nt
Organism: Bursaphelenchus xylophilus (pine wood nematode)
Lineage: Eukaryota; Metazoa; Nematoda; Chromadorea; Rhabditida; Aphelenchoididae
Source: the annotation of a GenBank genome assembly
AUGAACGGAUUUUUGGAGCUCUACAGGGUGCAAUACGAAUGUCCAUGUGGCUCUUGGUUCCCCUUGAGUUAUCUUUAUUUCUGCAAGCCUUGUAAACAUGUCAGAUGUACGGAUUGUGCAUUGGAAGAUGUUGACAAGACGUAUUGCCCCAUUUGCAUUGAUGACACGGUCAUUGACGACACGCGAUUUGGGAAGGGGACGUGUUCUGUUUGCUACACCUGUCCCAUUUGUAGUAAGAGUUUGUAUCUUUUGUGCAUGUGUUACUUUAGGUGAUAAAUUGAUAUAUCGAGCUCUAACCGGAACGGAUCUUCACUAUCUGCAUUGUAACAAUUGCAUGUGGAAUACGAACGAGGCCGGACUUGAAGGACAACCCAGGAAACAAAUAUGGCCAGCCUAUCCAAAUUCACUGGAGGACAAGCUACAGAAGGUCCACGCCCAGCUCAAAGUCCUGUCCUCGUAUGAACGUGCGGAAAGCGAGAAACCGUCUCGGCGCUCGAUGUCUAACUUAGGCCAUGUUUCUAAUGAUAGAUAUGGCAUUUUACAAUUAAUGCAGACUCGUAGAAAGAAGAUCCUUGCCAGACCAGAGUCCAUUGAAUAUCUGAAUUCUGAUAAGCCAGAGGGUAUGUCACUAUUUUAAAUUCGGUUACUCUGUUAGAACUGGAUCUGUCUAUCUAUACACAGCCAGUUGAUGAAGGAAAUGUGCCUACAUUAGAUCAAGUGAUCCGCCUUCCCUAUUGCAAUCCUUCUAUUCUCUAUCCAGUCCACAAGAAACUGCAGAGUCGAAAACAUGUUAGAUGUCCUGAGCAUGAUGUGACAAUAUAUAGGGGCGAAUUCGCGAUUCUCAAGACUGCGGCCAAACACCAUGUAAGAUUACAUGAAGAGUGAAUGAUCUCUUUUAGAUUCCAUGUUCUGAUUUCUGCCCUGAACUAAAAUUCAGCCAUGAGACUGUCUUCUCGGCUACCGAUAUGUUCUCCAUCUUUAUAACAGUACUGAACUCGGCCUUUUCUGCAAUGGAUGUUCGAAUAGAGCCAUUACAAUCGGAAGACAGGGAUUGUCUGAUUUGUGAUAACGGGCUUAUUGAGCUGAAGGGAGAAUAUUCGAUUCCAAACAAAGACACCAGUGGGACGGGAGAUCCUCUUGGUCCGCUGAGAGAUAACACUCCUGAUCUGGGAGCAGCACUAGAUCCUGAAGGACUUGGGUAAGGAAUCUCGACAGAUAAAUAACUUUUUCAGGACCGUUGUCUUCCGAAUCCAGCAUCGAGUUGGUCUUCAUCUGAAGUGCAGAGCUAAACCAGGAUGUGAUCCGAAGAAGAGCUACUUAUUACUUCAAAUCACCUACAAAACCAACAAAGCGGAAGCCGAAUCCACCAAUAGAGUGAAGCUUUAUCUGGCCUAA